UCAUUGAUUAUUUCGUCUGUGUGAUGGCUGCGAGGUCACAACAGCUACAGUGGGCUGCUGUUUCAUUGAGAACGAAGUUAGGUAUAGCUGGUUAAAUACCAAGGAAUCAUGUCGACUGCAAUGAAUUUUAGUUCUAAAUCAUUUAAGCCUCGUCCUCCAGACAAAGGAUCUUUUCCUUUAGAUCACUUCGGAGAGUGUAAACCUUUCAAAGAGAUAUUCAUGAAGUGCUUGAGAGAGAAUGGGUAUGAUAACUCCUUAUGCCGGCUACAGUCCAAAGAGUACCUGGAAUGCAGGAUGGAAAGACAGCUGAUGGCCAAGGAGCCGAUGGAGAAAUUGGGAUACAAGGAUCUGGUGGACACGGCCCCCCAGACGUCAGAAGAAGCCAAACCUUGAGGAAGAGCUCUUAACAUUACCGCUAACAUUCAGCAACGGCGCUCUACAAUAGGCGUUUGCAUUCAUCUGUGAAAUGCCAGGAGAAUGUUGCGUUUUUGUCAUUACGCGACCAACUUGUGUAUAGUGUAAAUUAAUAUUGUGUUUAUAAAUAUUUUCUAAACCAA
Molecule: messenger RNA, 557 nt
Organism: Anguilla rostrata (American eel)
Lineage: Eukaryota; Metazoa; Chordata; Actinopteri; Anguilliformes; Anguillidae
Gene: cox19
Product: cytochrome c oxidase assembly protein COX19
Exons: 3
Coding region: 109-393 (94 amino acids)
Biological process (GO): mitochondrial respiratory chain complex IV assembly
Cellular component (GO): mitochondrial intermembrane space
Source: RefSeq, a predicted model, not a curated record